Cuscuta epithymum is the source of this 3124-nucleotide messenger RNA. The record is from the annotation of a GenBank genome assembly. NCBI's taxonomy places the organism in Eukaryota, Viridiplantae, Streptophyta, Magnoliopsida, Solanales, Convolvulaceae.
CGUGGUUACAAUAACAACCCAAAUAUCAUUUCCUGCCUGCUUCAGUUCUUUUGUGCUUUUCUUGAACACUUGAUGCCUGAAGGUUAUCCAUAGAUUCAAAACAUUCGCAGAGUCGAAUCCUGCAAAACCCGAAGAAACCCGCAUAGUGAAAUGGUGUCGAUCGUAGAAGUUGAUAGUGUUCUCCGUCGCAGUUCCAGUCUCAAAGGAAGAAGCUGAUAUUCUAAAUUCAUGGAGGACAAAUUGUCGAAGGGCAACGAUUACGGGCACUAGUCUUGGUCUUAUUGUUACUUGGUCAGUAACAGGAAGGCUAAGUAAUUUUGCCCGUGCUAACCUUGCAGCAGUUGCUGGUCUCUGUGCUGGCGUAUUGACAUGUAAGAGCGCAUUGCAAUCAAGUGUUGAACAGUGUCUCUCUCUGAAUGGAACUCGGUUGCAAAGUGAAUUAGCUGAAAUUUAUGCAAUUUCCUGACAUUUCUUUUGAAUUUCUCUUCUGAAUUUCUUAGGAUACUACUCUAGUUUUUACCCUACCCCCAUUGAACUAUGUUGUGAUAUAGUGUUUGGAUGCUACACAGAAUAGUGAAAAAGUACCCAUAUGAACAUGCAAUGAAGUCUCUCUCCAAACAUUUCUUCUGUGAGAAUGUUUAUGAUGAUUCAUCAUCAGACAAACCGACACAAAGGUUGCGCUUAAGGAAUUUCUCGGGUGAGAAGCUUGAUAGUUUCCAACGGACAGAAGAUGACUCCUACAAGGAUGCAUCAACUAAUUUGGGGAGGAUCAACAUGAAAAAAGCCAACCACAGAGAAGAUUCACAUGCUUCCAGAAGAAAUGAUCUUGAACAAAAGGUGAGGGCCGGUGAUGAUGCUGUGUCAGAUCCAUUUGACUGUGUAUUUGGUCUGGCUUCUGAAAAUGUGAAUGAGAUUCCUCAUCAAUCCUCCCCAGACUCAUCCCACACAUUGCCUCGAAAACAUGGUAGAAGCCACAGGCGAUCUCGACGCAAGCAUCCAGUACAUCACAAGGAGACAUCUGAUGCUACCUACUAGCUAGCUAGCACUUAGACUAUGUUUGGCUAUCAGCGUUCGAGCCAAAAUGCCAAUAGACAUUGAACACAAAACGCUUCAAAAUGCAGCAUUUGGAGAUCACAUUUCUGCUCAUCUGCCGAAAAACAAACGCACUGUUAGUUAAGCCACAAGUCCUGGUGUUUCAAGAAAUGCAUGCCACGUGACCCUGUUUUGCUGCCUUUUUUCUCCUUUUCGGUAACCAGCUGGUGCUGUGUGGCCCAGGUGUAUUGCUUGUUGGGCAUGAUUAUGAUUUGGCAGUGAAACUUUCUCUUUUAUUCUGGUAGACUCACUGUUGUGUAUGAAAUGAUGUUUACCUAUGGACUUGCUGAGCAUACGCAAUGCCACAGUGGUAAAUCUGGUAAUUGAAUGGUAUUGUGAGCAAAUAGGUUGAUGGCGUUGGUAUUAUGAGGCUAUGAAUUUUAUUAUCAUCAUUUCAUUUAAAAAAACUAUUGUUAUAGUUCUGAUGUUGUAUACUAUGGGAAAAUGUACAUGAGAUUUGAUUUGAUACCAGUUGUGUAGUUUUUUGAAUUAACAGGAGCCUAUUUUCUGUAUUAAAAAGUAGAGAUCGUGUAAGAAUAAUAUGGACCCCAAGACUUUGACCAUGCUCUCUUGGAUAUCCUAGGAGGUACAUGGGUGUUGAAACUUGAAAUAAGGGUGGUACCUUUCUUGGAUAUCCUAGGAGGCCUUUGAGAAACCCAGUGGGUAGGGAUCAGUUCCGAGUUCCGAGAUUGGCCGUUUUUUUGUUCUUUCAGAAAUUGAAUCCCAUAUAGCAAUCCAGCCUAAACUCAUUCUCCUUUUAGAAAUAGCACGAAACUGUUUUCAUAUUCGGCUGUAGUUAUACUACCUAUUUUUAAAUAGGCUAAUAAGUUGGUUAUAGAUUAAUAUUGACCCGAGAAUUGUUUGCUCUCCGGUUCUACCGUUUAUCUGACCUUGAACCGGCUGAAUUAGAAUCAGAUUGGAUCUGCCCUAUGUGGUGGACAGUAAGGAUCUGUGAAAGGUAUGAUAGGUUCAUCCGUUCACAGGGGACUAUUGAAAAGUAAUUUAAUCUGGUUGAUGAUGCUAAAUUUUGACAAUUUUCCCUUGGUAGUUGUUUCAAAAAUUAUGUCACUUCUUCUUUAAAAUAAUAAGUUUGCGGUUUUUAUUAUUGUUGUAUGCUUUGUCAAUAGACUCAAUACUCAAUAUUGCAACAAUUCAUACUUUUUAAAUUUUAGUCAAUCUUGGCGGAAAUUGACCCACGAGAAUAGGGAAAGUUGCUGAGAUUCUAUGAAUUUUCAACUGUCUCUUCUCACUUUUUGAAAGUUUAUAUAUUGAGCUUGACCCAUUCUUUAUUGGUCAGAGAGAAUCCAAAACGAAUUCUCCACUCAAGAGACUCCAAACAUUGCAGAAAACAAUCAAAAAUGGAAGAAGAAACCUCAAACUCAGAAUCCCCAGAAAUCACUCUGAGAUCAAUACAGCUUUCAGACUUGGACGAUUUCAUGGAAUGGGCAGGAGAUGAAAGAGUGACCACUUUCUGUUCAUGGGAUACUUACACCUCAAAAGACCAAGCCAUUGACUUCAUAAAGAACCAUGCAAUUCCACACCCAUGGUUAAGAGUGAUAUGCCUUGAGAAUAGAGUAGUUGGGGCAGUAUCUGUGACCCCCAGGUCAGGGCAUGACAGUUGCAGAGGUGAGCUUGGGUAUGUGCUGGCACACAAGUAUUGGGGCAAAGGGAUUGCCACAAGGGCAGUCAGGAUGGUUGCAUCUACCAUCUUCUCAGAGUGGGCCCACCUGGAGAGGCUUGAGGCUUUUGUAGAUGUGACAAACAAAGGCUCUCAGAGGGUGCUGGAGAAAUGUGGGUUUCUGAGGGAAGGGUUUUUGAGGAAGUACAUGAUCCUGAAGGGAAGAUCUAGAGACACAGUGGUUUACAGCCUCCUCUCCACUGAUUUAUGUUCUCUAGGUAUAACUCAAGGGGGGCAUAACUCAAGAGGGGAUGAAUGGAUUGCUAUAGAUCUCUCGAGAGGAUGAAACAGGAGUGUGUUACAUAUCUUCUAACAACUGGGAAAACCUAUGAGUGAGACGACAUGCAUCCAAAA